Molecule: messenger RNA, 2247 nt
Organism: Entrophospora candida
Lineage: Eukaryota; Fungi; Glomeromycota; Glomeromycetes; Entrophosporales; Entrophosporaceae
Source: the annotation of a GenBank genome assembly
AUGACUGCCAUUAAAAUUGAUAUAAUGUCAAACGACAACAAUAUCAGUAAUGGAAACAGUUCAUCAGAAAUAGACAAUUUAAAACGAAGGCAUCCAACAAAUAUAAACGGCUCUCCCUACUCUAAAAAUGCUUACCACCCCAUUCCUUUAGAACCUUUUGAAUAUGAUGAAAACGGAAAAUUUUUAAAACCAAUACGUUUACCUCAAAACAAGUAUCUUGCAUUUUGUUUUGAAAAUUAUGAUAUUUUAUUGCCCGUAUUUUUUACAUUUUUAUCAUUUUGGACAAGAUUUUAUUUAAUUUCAUUAUCGAAUAUUGUUGUGUGGGAUGAGGCUCAUUUUGGAAAGUUUGGAUCAUAUUACCUUAAAAGGGAAUUUUAUUUUGAUGUCCAUCCACCUCUUGGAAAAAUGCUUGUUGGUUUAGCAGGUUUAUUAGCAGGAUAUAAUGGACAUUUUGAUUUUCCAUCUGGUGAAAAAUACCCCGAUGAUGUAAAUUAUGUAUUUAUGAGAGUAUUUUUAGCAUCUUUUGGUGCUUUGAUGACUCCUUUGGCUUAUUUUACAGCACUUGAAUUGGAUUUUUCGUUAUAUGCUACAAUCCUGGUUACUUUGAUGGUUUUAUUUGAUACCGCUUAUGCUUGCAUUAGUCGAUUUAUUCUUUUAGACUCUAUGUUAUUAUUCUUUACAUUUGCAACUACAUUUUGUUUGGUAAAAUUUCACAAUAUGCGACAAGAACCUUUUUCAAUCGAUUGGUGGCUUUGGUUAUUUUUAACAGGUGCAUUCAUCGGAUGUGUUUCAAGUGUUAAAUGGGUUGGACUUUUUGUUACUGCUUUAGUUGGAAUUUACACAAUAGAAGAUCUUUGGGAUAAGUUUGGAGAUUUAACUAUGCCAAAAAUGAUUUAUCUUAAACAUUGGAUUGCCAGAAUUGUAUGUUUGAUUAUAUUGCCAAUCCUAAUUUAUAUGGGAUGUUUUGCUAUACAUUUUGCAAUUUUACAUAAUAGUGGACCGGGUGAUGCUCAGAUGAGUUCUUUGUUUCAAGCAGGUCUUAGAGGAAAUGAUUUUUCUAAUAAUCCUUUAGAAUUAGCAUAUGGUUCUAAAAUUACCAUUAAAAACAUGGGUUAUGGUGGUGGUCUUUUACAUUCACAUGUUCAAACAUAUCCAACAGGAUCAGAACAACAGCAAGUCACAUGUUAUCAUUAUAAGGAUGUAAACAAUGAUUGGAUCGUGAAUAAACCAAGAGAUAACUUAACAAUAAAUAAUGAGACUGAAAUAGAAUUUGUUAAAAAUAAUGACGUUGUAAGAUUAUUACAUGUAAACACAGGUAGAAAUUUACACAGCCAUCCAGUCAAUGCGCCAAUUACAAAAUCACAAUAUGAAGUUAGUGGAUAUGGUAAUGAUACAAUCGGUGACAAGAAUGAUUAUUGGAAUAUAGAAGUAGUCAGCGAUAUUUUAUAUGGCAAAACUGAUGAUAAAAUUAGAUCCUUGACGACUGCAUUUAGAUUUAAACAUCAUACCCUUGGAUGUUAUUUAAGAGCUGCUAAUUCUAUUUUGCCACAAUGGGGAUUUAAACAGGUCGAAGUUACUUGUGAUAAAAGAAACAAUCCUAGAGAUGUUCAUACUCAUUGGAAUAUUGAAAAACAUUGGAACGAUAAAUUGCCACCUGGAAAACAAGCAGUUUAUAAGUCAAAAUUUUUACAUGAUUUUUGGCAUUUAAAUGUAGCAAUGUAUACAACCAACAAUGCACUUGUACCGGAUCCUGAUAAAGAAGAUAUUUUAGCAUCAACGCCCCGUCAAUGGCCAAUAGUAGAAGUUGGUUUACGUAUGUGUAGUUGGGCAGAUGAUGCAGUAAAAUAUUAUUUACUUGGUAACCCUAUUGUAUGGUGGUCGGGCACUGCUUCUUUGAUAAUUUUUGUGUUUUUAUUUGCCUGGUAUAUUAUUAGAGCACAAAGAAAGUAUUCAGAUUUUUCAUCAGGAUGGUUUUUACAUUAUAUACCAUUUUGUAUUAUGGGUAGAGUGACUUAUUUACAUCAUUAUUUUCCAGCUUUAUAUUUUAAGAUAUUAUUAGUAGGAUUUUUAUUUGAUCAUUUCACUUCUUCUCUAAAACCAAAAACAAAAGCAAUAGUCUUUGGUAUAAUGUAUUUGUUGGUUGUAGGAGUAUUUUUGUGGUUUAAAGAUAUUGUAUUUGGUAUGGAUUAUCCUAAUAGAGAUUAUCACGGUAGAAAAUGGCUUAGUACUUGGAAUAUUGUUGAUUAA